AUAGCAUCGGAGUGAAAAAAAUGGCGGGAAAUGCGACGAUGGCUGCCGCGGAGGCGUCCAAACCGAAGGUCGACGGCCAACCGGAGGUGUGCUGGAGGACAGAAGUCGAUCACAACCUCAAGCGGCUGCAAUCGCUUCUAUUUGGCGCGGACGUGGCUCUGGAGAAGGGCGAUUUUGGCUCGGCGCAAGCGCUGUCCCUCUCGCUCAUAGGCUUCCUCGACUCUCACUCGCGAAGUUCGGUAGAUGAGGCCUUCAUCCGACCUAUCCGCCGCGAAGCCGUAUCCAGGCUCGGCUCGGCUCGGAAAGCCUCCAUUCCCGAUUCCGAUCGCCAAGCAUUUGCGCAAGCAGGCAAAGAUAUAGGCCCUAUAUUUCGAAAUAAGGCUGGUAUUGACUUAGAGAAGAUCAAGCAGUCGAGGUAUUUCCGGUCACUUUCCCAAGAGUCAUGUGAAAGAACUGCGUAUGGAUUGAGAAAAGAAUCUGCCAAGCAGGAAGGUGUGAAAGCCUCAAAAACUCUUGUACAGUCAAAACUGACUUCCUUGUAUGGAAAUGGUUACAAAGAAACUAAUCCAAAUUUCAUGAAAGAUAAGCACUCUGAGGAUUGUGUUGUUAUUGAAAAAAAUCAUUCGAGUCACAACUUUCGGCAGAACCAUUCUAUGUCUCCCAUCACUAUAGCUGAGGAUGGGGAAGGAGCUUAUGGGGUUAAUUUUAGGACCAAACGCUUACAUCGGGAAAGUAGUAGUCCUAGAAUUGAAAAUGUAAAAUCCCCGUCAUGUGAAGAAGCUGAUGUUGAUGCUCCUGGUAAAGGAUUUGUUACUGCUAGAGCAAAACUGGUAUGCUCUUCAUGUACUGAGCUAUCUUCAAUAUUCUCUUGAUUCU
Molecule: messenger RNA, 876 nt
Organism: Salvia hispanica
Lineage: Eukaryota; Viridiplantae; Streptophyta; Magnoliopsida; Lamiales; Lamiaceae
Source: RefSeq, a predicted model, not a curated record